AUGGAUGCGGAGGAGCGGUACGACCUGGCGCGCGAGCUUGGGCCGCAGGGUCGCCGGCGCGUGGACAGCCUCCUGGCGGAGAUGAACGCCGAGGACGCGGCCAAGGAUCCGGAGGCCGAGAAUGCCCAGCGCGUGGAGGCCGCCAAGAAGGCCGCGCGAGACCUGAGCAAGAAGCUGAACUUCGACGCGCUCAAGGAGAUGUCCAACGAGGAGCGCGUCGGGCUCGUCGCCGAGCUGGGCCCAGCGUUCGCGGUCUCCGCGCUCAUCGUGGGCACGUGCUACUGGACGCUCACGGCCUCAUCUUCGUCGUCGUGA
Messenger RNA from Prorocentrum cordatum, 315 nucleotides. The record is from the annotation of a GenBank genome assembly. Lineage: Eukaryota; Dinophyceae; Prorocentrales; Prorocentraceae.